Messenger RNA from Ostreobium quekettii, 1329 nucleotides. The record is from the annotation of a GenBank genome assembly. Lineage: Eukaryota; Viridiplantae; Chlorophyta; Ulvophyceae; Bryopsidales; Ostreobiaceae.
AUGGCCGACCAGACGAUGAACGGCGCCGAGGCGGAGGAUGAGCUCCUCGACUACGACGAGGAGCACGAGGAGGAGGUGGGCAAGGCGGGGGCGGGCAAGGAGGGCGCCGCGGGCGCGGAGGUCGCCAAGAAGGGCUUCCUGGGGAUCCACUCCACCGGCUUCAAGGACUUCCUGCUGAAAUCCGAGCUGCUGAAGGCGAUCGUCGACUGCGGCUUCGAGCACCCGUCGGAAGUGCAGCACGAGUGCAUUCCCCAGGCGAUCCUGGGCAUGGACAUCAUCUGCCAGGCCAAGUCCGGCAUGGGCAAGACGGCCGUCUUCCUGCUGUCCAUACUGCAGCAGCUGGAGCCGCAGCCCAGCACGGUCAGCGCCAUCGUGCUGUGCCACACCCGGGAACUCGCUUUCCAGAUCUGCCACGAGUUCGAGCGGUUCGGGACGUACAUGAAGCACAUCAAGGUGCUGCCCUUCUUCGGCGGCGUGCAGACGAGCCAGAACAAGGAGCAGCUCAAGACGGACUGCCCGCACGUCGUGGUCGGCACGCCUGGGCGGGUGAAGCAGCUCGCGAAGGAUGGGGACUUGAAGCUGGGGAAGGUCCGCCACUUCGUGCUCGACGAGUGUGACAAGAUGCUGUCGAAGAUGGAUAUGCGGGCCGAUGUGCAGGAGAUAUUCAAAAUGACCCCUCACGACAAGCAAGUGAUGAUGUUCAGCGCCACUCUCUCCAAGGAAGUCCGGCCAGUCUGCAAGAAGUUCAUGACGGACCCGAUGGAAAUUUAUGUGGACGAUGAAGCCAAACUCACACUCCACGGCUUGGUCCAGCACUACAUUCUUCUGAACGAAGAUGAGAAGAACCGCAAGCUCAAUGACCUGCUGGAUGCUCUGGACUUCAACCAGGUGGUCAUCUUUGUCAAGAGCGUUCCACGUGCCCGCGAGCUCAACCGCCUACUCAACGAGUGCAACUUCCCGUCGGUCUGCAUUCACAGGGGCAUGCAGCAGGAGGAAAGGUUGGGGGUCUACAAGAAUUUCAAGGCAGGCCACAAGCGAAUCCUUGUUGCUACUGACCUGGUGGGCCGUGGCAUCGAUAUUGAGCGAGUGAACAUCGUCAUCAACUACGACAUGCCACAAACCAGUGAGCAGUAUGGCAAUGGUGCCGACACGUACCUCCACAGAGUCGGCCGGGCUGGGAGGUUUGGCACAAAGGGGCUGGCCAUUUCGUUUGUGGCUUCUGAGGCGGACUCGGACGUCCUGAACCAGGUUCAAGAGCGCUUUGAUGUGGACAUCAAGCAGCUCCCCGACGCAAUUGAUUCAUCCACGUACAUGAACCCAGCCAGCUGA